AUGGACGAAAAAUCCAGGGCCGGCGGGGUGAAGAGAAGCGCCCCCUGUGAUUCCAACGAGGCCAACGAGGCGAUGCCGGAGACCCAAAGUGGGGACUCACACCCACAACCUGCUCCUAAAAAACUCAAAACAUCUGAGUCCUCGACCACAAUAGUGCUUUCCUACAGGAGGAACGUUAAAAUAACAUCUGCACAGGAACUGGUGAAUGACCACGCCCGAGAGAACCGAAUCAACACCCUCCAAAUGGAGGAGGAGGAAUUCAUAGAAAUAACGACUGAAAUACCUGAAAAGUAG
Molecule: messenger RNA, 294 nt
Organism: Pan troglodytes (chimpanzee)
Lineage: Eukaryota; Metazoa; Chordata; Mammalia; Primates; Hominidae
Product: SPANX A/D member 1
Source: RefSeq, marked validated